AUGUCCACCAAACCUAUUACAAGAGUUGCCAUUGUUGGAGCUACCGGUCACCUCGGCCAAGUCUUCGCCCAGGCGCUUCUGCAAACUGGCCAACAUACAGUUACAGCUCUCACUCGCGAAGAUAGCCAGGGAAAACUUCCCGAUGGAGUUCAAGCCGUCCCAGUUAAUUACGAAGAUGAUGACUCGAUCAUCAAGGCCCUGGAUGGCCAACAAUUUCUUGUUAUUACUCUCAGCGUGCAAGCCCCUCAGCAUCUUCAUGGUCGGAUUACCGCAGCUGCCGGAAAAGCCGGUGUCCCCUACAUCAUGCCCAAUGCGUACGGGUACCCUCUCAACCCCGAGUCCGUGGAAGACGAUGAUCCAUAUGCAAAGAUCAUGCUCAGUCGAGUGACUGAGGCUCAAAAUGGUGUCUCAUCCUCUGUGACACUGCCGUGCGGUGUCUGGUACGAAUGGAGCCUGGCAUGCGGUGAGCAAUGGUUUGGAUUCACGAUCAACGACCGGAAGGUGACAUUUUUCGAUGACGGUGCUCGGACCGUUAGUGUUAGCACUUGGGACCAAUGUGGCCGCGCACUGGCCGCUCUCGUAAGCCUACCGGAGUCGGGGUCAACUCCUGCACUUGCCGACUUCAAGAAUAAGGAAGUCCCGAUCAAUAGCUUCCGCGUCUCGCAACGCGAUAUGCUCGACAGUCUGCAUCGUGUCUUGGGAACUACAGACUCGGACUGGGAGAUCAGACAUGAGAGUGUCGCUAAGCGGCUUGCAGACGGCGCCGAGGAGCUGGCCCAGGGUGAUUUUACGGGGUAUGCUAAAAUGCUUUACGGAAGUCUAUUUUCAACGACCAGCAAAACAGGCGAUUUUGCAGGGACCAUGCAAUUGGCAAAUGAUGUAUUAGGGCUACCUGAGGAGGACUUGGAUGAAGCGACGAAGAGGGCGGCCGAUAUGGUGGCUGGAGGAUGGGUCCCAUUUCCCGGGAUGUAA
Messenger RNA from Penicillium robsamsonii, 972 nucleotides. RefSeq lists its product as uncharacterized. The record is from RefSeq and is a predicted model, not a curated record. NCBI's taxonomy places the organism in Eukaryota, Fungi, Ascomycota, Eurotiomycetes, Eurotiales, Aspergillaceae. The transcript is spliced from 2 exons. The coding region runs from base 1 to 972 and encodes 323 amino acids.